Messenger RNA from Lepisosteus oculatus (spotted gar), 1173 nucleotides. RefSeq names its product olfactory receptor 52E8-like. Gene Ontology annotation, biological process: G protein-coupled receptor signaling pathway; detection of chemical stimulus involved in sensory perception of smell. Lineage: Eukaryota; Metazoa; Chordata; Actinopteri; Semionotiformes; Lepisosteidae. Gene Ontology annotation, molecular function: olfactory receptor activity; G protein-coupled receptor activity; odorant binding. Gene Ontology annotation, cellular component: membrane. The record is from RefSeq and is a predicted model, not a curated record.
CAGUUUACUUUUGCCUCAUUUUUCUUGUUUAGAAAAUGAUCUAUGAUUAAACACCAAUUAUUUUGAUUUCCCGCAGGACGUUUGAGAGCAGCACAUGAUGUAAUAUUCCCCAAACAGGGGGGAAACAAUAUAAAGCAGAGAAGAAAAGGUCAUAGUUAUUGUCAUAGCAGAACAAACGAAGAUUUUGGAAGGUGCCUUCAAAACACGUAGAAGAAAAUUAAGAUGCAAAACUCAACCAACAUGACAAUGUUCUUUCUUACUGCAUAUGGCGACAAUAGCAAUAUGAGAUAUUUGUAUUUUACAUCUACUUUGUUAGGCUUUCUUUUCAUACUAUUUGCAAAUUUAGUCAUCAUAGCAGUCAUCGCAAGUGACCACAAACUCCAUGAACCCAUGUACAUUUUUAUUUGUUGCUUGGCUCUGAAUGGACUAUAUGGUAGCUGUGCAUUUUAUCCUAGCUGUAUGGCAAAUCUCCUGUCAGAAACACCAGCUAUAUCCAGAACUGGCUGUUUCAUUCAAAUAUUUUGCCUUCACACAUAUGGAUGCUUUGAAUAUUCAAUUUUGGCUCUGAUGGCAUAUGACAGAUAUUUAUCCAUAUGUCACCCAUUGAUAUAUAACAGUAUUAUGACCCCAUCAAAGAUGGUUCAGUUUUUGGUUUUCGUGUUUAUUUAUCCUAUCUGUUUUUUUUGUAUACACAUUUCUUUAACCAUUCGAUUGCCAUUAUGUGGAUUUAUCAUUACUAAGGUGUUUUGUGACAACUGGUCAGUUGUCAGACUUUCAUGUGUAGAUGCCUCUGUUAAUAAUGUCUUUGGCCUAUGUUUUAUAGCAGUUGUCAUGAUUACACCAAUAUUUGUUGUUUUGUACUCUUACAUCAGGAUCCUGGCAGUGUGCGUGAAAACUUCAAAGGAAGCUCGAUCUAAAGCUUUAGAAACCUGCACCCCUCAUUUACUGGCUUUUGUGAACUACAACAUUGCCGCUUUUUUUGAAGUUGUCCAACAUCGUUUUGACCUAAGUAAUACAUCUCCUAUUUCACGAAUUAUCAUGUCAGUAGAUUUUAUUUUGUUGCCUCCUCUUUUAAAUCCCAUCAUCUAUGGUGUUAAAAUGCAGGAAAUCAGGAAAAGGAUCAGAAGAACAUUCUUUAGUACAAAACCAAAUUGUGUUGAAGUGUAAAUAUAA